This is a messenger RNA of Meira miltonrushii, 1498 nucleotides long. RefSeq lists its product as uncharacterized. NCBI's taxonomy places the organism in Eukaryota, Fungi, Basidiomycota, Exobasidiomycetes, Exobasidiales, Brachybasidiaceae. The transcript has a single exon. The coding region runs from base 13 to 1389 and encodes 458 amino acids. The record is from RefSeq and is a predicted model, not a curated record.
UCAUCAAAAAAAAUGCCAUUGGCUCAACCAACUCCAAGGCCAAUCGUGCCAAGGGAAAUCAUAGAAGCCGUUGCUGAAAGAAGACAACUUUUAGAUUCUAUAUUCGGAGGAGAUUCGACUACAGCAAACAGUGGAGGAAGUGGAAGUGGUGGUAGUAGUGGCGGUGGAUCGAGCGGUGGAUCGAGCGGUGGUGGCAGUACAGGAGGAGGUUCAUCGGAUAAUGGCAGUGGAAGCAGUAAUGGUGGCAGCAGUAGCAAUGGCGGUGGUUCAACGGCUAACGGUGGUGGUGGUUCUACCAGUAAUGGACAAUCAAGUUCAACAACAAGUCAACAAAGUUCAACAUCCUCCCCUUCUUCUACGAGAGAACAAGUGACAAGCUUUACAUCUUCACGUUCGUCAACUGUUGUACAACAAACUACAAGUAAUGGAGUUGUGACUUCUGUUACAGUUGUAACCAAUGCGCCCGAUGUGGUCUAUUCAACUGCUUCUGUUGGUGCAGAAACCUCGAGACCAACAAGCAGUGGAAGUUCUACUAAUGGUGGCUUGAUCGGAGGCGUUGUUGGAGGUGUUGUUGGUGGUUUAGCAUUAUUGACUUUAUUGGUUUUAGGAAUCAUUGUUUGGCGCAGAAGAAGAUCACGUACAGGUCACGGAUGGUUGUUGUGCUUCGGUCGUCGUCCUGAUACGAAGAAUGACUUGGAUGUCGAUUGGCCAACGUUCGAUCCCACAGCCGGAGCAGCAGGUGUUGGUGGAACGAUGGGAACUAAUGGCCGAAGAAAAGGUCAAGGUUAUAACGGUGGCACAUUACCAAACGUUGACGACGAAGGUAGUUAUCAUCAAGGCUAUAACGGUGAUUAUGGGUCUUAUAAUCAUGGAGAAGAUGAAAUGCGGGAUAUGGGUAAUGCUUAUCCUAAUUCUGCACCUUCUUUUGGAUCACCAACAUCGGAUAAUCAACAUUACGCACAACAAUCACAACAAUGGCACAUGGGACCAAUGACUUCGUUUUCAAACGGUGCUCAUUCUUCUGCUCCCGAUUAUAGUCAUUUAGACGCACCUGAAGUACGUGAAGAACGUGCAAGACAACAAGCUCAAGAACAAGCAAUGGCAGCAGCCGCCGCCGCUGCUGCUUCUCAUCAUUCUGGUGGUUCACCUCCACCAACAGGACAUGGGUUAUCACGUUAUGGUAGCCCAGUUGGAAGUGCCUCUCCUCCUCCAAACGAGGGUCGUCCAUUAUCAGGCGCGAUGAACGAACAUAGAUUUUCGCAAGGAACAGCACAAAUGUUAUCCGAUAAUAACUUCUUCCUUUCUUCGCCUCAAUUUGAAGAUGAUAAUGGAACUGUUUUGAACGAGAAUCAACGUCAUGGUUUGCAUUUGCAUAAUCCUGAUGCAUGAUUUGUGCACAUUUUUUUUUUGCUUUGCUCUGCUUUUCUUUUCUAUCAUCAUUCAGCACAACAAUCAUUGUAUUUCCCACUUUCAAGUAAUUACUUCUUUUUCUCUUGCU